UGGGAGGUUUGAGAGAAAUGAAAAUUAAAGAAGAGUAUGCCCUAAAGAAAAUAUAUAUAAGAAAAGGGGGUGAAAGUUGUUAUUCUUGUCACCGUAGGUCAUUCACCGUAUGUAUAGUGAGAGAGAGGAAGUGGAAUAUUGUAAAGGACGUGGAUCCCACACAUUGCGCCGACUCUCUUUCUAUCCAACCCCCUUAUCGGAAUACACAUUGGGGGUGGUAAGGCCGAUAUUCUGGCGCCUGCGUUGGUUCAGGGUGAAUCUUCUCUCUAGGACGUCAGCAAUCAUGUAGCAAGGAUUAUAUAUUUCCUUUUUUCCAUCGUUGAAUUAGUGUUUUUUAUACUUGUGAGUGUGUCUAACUCCCAAUUUUUCUACCAGUCAGAAUGAUAACCAUUUCAUUUAUCUCAUCGAAUUGAUCUUUUCCUCCCACCCAACCAAAUAGUUUUUUUUUCUCCCAUUUAUUAAGAAACAGAAGAUUGCAAUCAUGAAUAACUCACCCCAAAAUACAGACGUGAAAUCUACACACCGUACCGGCAUUGAUAAUAGCGAUGAAGAGGAUUGGAGUGGCGUUGUUGAAUGUGCUGUUCUGGAGAGAACGAAAUCCGAAAGAGCAAAUCGUUCAGACGAAAAUCGUCGACGUCGCACAAUUAUUGUUGAGAAAAAAAAUGGCUCGUAUGGUUUCACAUUACAGAGUUAUGGAAUUCAGUACAAAAGAGAGCAGGAAGUGGAAAUGGUGACUUAUGUGGAUUACGUCGAAAGCGAUGGACCUGCAUCUAAAGCUGGGAUGAGAGUUGGCGAUGUAAUUGUUUCCAUAAAUGGCCAAGAAAUGGAUCGGGCUGAUCACGAGACUUUGGUUAAUUUUAUAAAAAAUUGCGACUCGAGAAUGCGAAUGGUUGUAUCGUUUGAAGAUUGUCUCAAAAAGGUCGGAUUGCACAUGCGUUACAUAAAAUUGCAACAAGCCCUGCAGUCUCGUCUCAAUGAAUUGGAACGACUUUGCGAAAGGGAACGAUCAAUUUUGAUGGGCCGUUGGAAAACACAUUCACUACCAGCUCGUAAACGAACGCCUAAUAAUAUUUCCUCAAACAAUUCCAAUCAGCCAUCGCAGCCUUCGAUUUUGAAUCCUUCUACUGUUCAAUGCUGUCGUCCUGCGAGUUCCACCGAACAUUUACUUUUAUAUUCUGUGUACGCUGACGGUCGACCAUUCCUAAUACCAAGAAGUGCCGCGUGUUUGGUAGCAGUUGGCCCACCACGUUCACGAAGCGAUCAUCAUCAUUUUCUAUCGAAAAUCCCAAGCGAAACGUCAGGCACAUCAUCUCGUCAUAGCUAUCAUCAAUCGAACGGUCUCCUUGGAACGCCAGCGAAAUCAAAAUCACACAAAGGUAGCCAACAAAAUUGCAAUUCAAAUAAUGAAAAUCAAACACAAACGCUUCAUUCCUCAUCGCAUACUGCACACAAUUUGUGUGUGGCGUGCAUCAGCGCUUCUCGUCGUCGUGACACAUCGGAUGGUGGAAGUUUAGACGCCUACGAUUUGGCGAGUCCCUGCUGUGAUCCAAAUUGUGUCCCAAGUAGAAGACGUCGAGAGAAACAACGAAGAGCGAGACACGAGCAAAAUCUCCAUCAACAACAGCAGCAGCAGCAACAACAACAACAACAGCAACAGAAGCACCAAAAACAUCAACAUCAACAAACGGAUCAUCAUCACCAUCACCAUCAUCAUCGUGAGCAACAAUCGCACAAUUACUCUCGUGCCUCGGGUCAUAGUUUACAUUCAAUAACAAGCAGUGAAAUUUCCACCACUGUUGAGAGUGCCGCUUCAUGCUCCACAUCUCUGAGUACCGACACUCUCUAUUGGGACCCAAAUCAUCAUCCUAGACAAUCAAAUUGCUUGCAGUAUGCAAAACCAAAAUCCUGGGAUAAUUUGACGACAAAAGCAUUCGGUGGUUAUGGGUUUGGUUAUGGUUAUCUUGAUACUGCAUCGGUGAAGACGCACAGCGCUGAAAGGCCUGGAAAAGGUUCACAUCGAACAAAAACCCCAACAAGUGGUUCAACACAACGAAGAUCGACGGGAACAUCGACUACAACUGUUUAUUCGAGUUCUAAUCGUUGUUUUCAACCGACAAAAUCCACGGAAAGCCUAUUGAUUCCAUCGCCAUAUCAGGGCGAAUUGGAAGGUUCGAGUGUCAGUUGUGAAUGCUUAGACGGUCCUGGAACGAGAUUUAUUGCUGUUCAGGUCGAUAAACAUAAGAGACAAGAUGAGAAUAAUUAUUCGGGAACUGUUGGUCAUUCACAGAAUAGACAUCGUCGCUCUAGUCAUUCUGAUAAUAAAUUAAGGGCUAUGAAUAGUUCAGAAGUCACAAGAUUGUGAAUAUAUUGUCAUUUAUACCGAUGAUUUUAGUGGAAUAAAUUAUGGUACCAUGUUGAA
Molecule: messenger RNA, 2419 nt
Organism: Leptopilina heterotoma
Lineage: Eukaryota; Metazoa; Arthropoda; Insecta; Hymenoptera; Figitidae
Exons: 5
Coding region: 482-2362 (626 amino acids)
Molecular function (GO): protein binding
Source: RefSeq, a predicted model, not a curated record